ACGUCCCAUUCUAUCUGGGAAAAUAGCGCGGGAGGGAAAAAGAAGUAGCAGAGGGGAAUUUUUUUUAUUACUUUAUUCACGGUUGCUAAUUCUACUGGAAAUUUUUGGGAAGACAGAGAGGAGAGCAGCAGGAGGAUAAUUGUGUCAGGUUUUUUGGACACGAGGCAGAGGACGCUGUAAGGAGGGUAAUAUAGCUUUACACCUGCCAGGAAGGUAAUAUAGCUUUACAACUGCCUUUGAGUUGCUGUGUUAAGUUUUAUCUAUCCAUUAUAUCAAGGUAUAAGAUGAUCCACGGUUAACGAUUUUCUUGAUCUUGAAUCUCUAUCCACGUGUCCAUUUUAGAAAUGGCGGUUAAUAACCACCCUUUUCCCGAUCUUGAAUCUUGAAUCUUGAACCUCUGGAGAAUUUCCUAUAUAAGGACUCCUGAGCGCUGGGUUCAAACUCCCAAUGCUAUUUGACAUUUUUAAAGUUAUUGAAAGCGAUUUAAAAGCAAUUUGAAAGCGAUUAUAGUUACUGAAAGCGAUUUGAUUUCUGCUCAAUUACAGAAAACAAUUUUGUUUCACAAUGAGGUUCGGUAGCUAUUCAGCAAGCCAGGUCGUGUGGGUAUUGUCGGCAGCAAUACUCACAAUGUCUGUGGCUGCCUGGAUGGGCAUAGCGAUUUUCCACAAUGGUAGCGGAGUGAAGCUCAUCGACUCCAGCUGCAAGAAGACACCAUACCCUGAGGCCUGUGUUUCAGCAUUGCAAUCAUAUGAAGGAGCGAAUUCCAAGAAUCUUGCUCAUAUUACUGUGAAGGCGAGCUUGGCUGGAGCCCAAGAAGCACACAACGCGACUUUGAAAGCAGCCUCUGAGUUUCCAGAAUUCAUGGCUUUCGAAGAUUGCAUUGGCCUGUUCGUAGAUGCUGUGGAUCACGUCAACCGGUCGAUGGCAGAAGUACCCGGCCUGGACAUGAAUCCCUCCAAGGCUCAGAUUGCAAAUGUCAAGACAUGGAUAAGCGCGGCUCUCACUGAUGUGGAGACAUGCUUGGAUGGUUUCAGAGAGACGACGGGGACAGUGAUGGCCAAGGUGGAGGAACAUUGUCAGUCUUUGUCAAGAUCUCUCAGCAAUGCUCUGUACGUGUUCCAGCUUUACUUCCCUGAUAACGACAAUGGUUCCGGUUCUGGGCGUCCUCUGUUUAAUAACCCUCACCCUGGAUCUGGGUAUGGGUUUUCUGGGCGUCCUCUGCUAAAUAACCCUAACCCGCACCCUGGGUCUGGGUUUUCUUUUCCUCCGUGGAUGUCCCGGACCGAUCGGAGGCUGUUACAAGUGCCUGCAUUGGAGUUGCAGGUGAAUGCAACUGUAGCUCAGGACGGCAGCGGGCAGUACAACACCAUUGGAGAGGCCCUCAUGCACGUGCCGUCUCAUGCCAGUGAGCGGUAUGUUGUGUAUGUCAAAGCUGGCGUGUAUGAGGAAAAUUUGCUUCUCUACAAGGAGAAGACGAAUGUGAUGUUGCUUGGCGAUGGGCGCGACCGGACCAUUGUUGCAUCCAGCAAAAAUGUCAAGGACGGCUAUACAACCUUCGCCUCUGCAACCUUCGCUGCAUCUGGCAAGGGAUUUAUUGCCCGAGAUAUCACCUUCGCCAACUUUGCAGGACCGCACAAGAAUCAAGCCGUAGCUCUGCGUGUGGGAGCUGAUCUUUCAGCCUUCUACCGAUGCAACUUUAUCGGCUUCCAGAACACUCUAUAUGUUCACUCCCUCCGCCAGUUCUACAGAGAGUGUAAUAUUUAUGGCACUGUAGACUUCAUCUUGGGCAAUGCUGCUGCCAUUUUUCAGAAUUGCACUAUUAUUGUGAGAGCACCAAUGGGCAAUCAGACCAACACCAUUACUGCUCAGGGAAGAAAUGACCCCAACCAGAACACCGGUUUUUCCAUUCAAAACUGCAGCAUUGUGGCCUCCAAAGAUCUUGCUCCAGUGAGAUCCGCUUAUCUUGGAAAGCCAUGGAAACUGUUCUCGCGGACAGUCAUCAUUCAUAGCUUCUUAGGCGAUGUAAUCCACCCUGCCGGCUGGCUGGAGUGGUCCGAAGAUUAUGGGCUGGAAAGGGUGUAUUUUGGAGAAUAUAUGAACAGCGGACCCGGCUCAAAGUUGGACGGGCGAGUCGGAUGGGGGGGUUAUAGGGUCAUUAAAAGAGUAGAGGAGGUCAAUGUUUUUAGUGUUGAUAAUUUCAUUUCUGGGGCUACUUGGUUACCGUCUAGCGGAAUCCCUUUUGAUCAUGAAUUGUAAAAGCAGUUCCAUUCAGGUUUAGGUAGUUUUUAUAGAAGGAUUUUAUCACUGUAAUUUAGAUGUGCUGGACUGAAUAGACAGAGCAUACAUGCUUCUGUUCUAUAUCAUUUGUUUUAUUAUUUAUGCCAUACAGUUUUUUGUUUUGGUGGAAAAACUUUUUAGUUAAACAUGCUGCCACUUCUUCA
Messenger RNA from Cryptomeria japonica (Japanese cedar), 2441 nucleotides. RefSeq names its product pectinesterase. Gene Ontology annotation, molecular function: pectinesterase activity; pectinesterase inhibitor activity. Lineage: Eukaryota; Viridiplantae; Streptophyta; Pinopsida; Cupressales; Cupressaceae. Gene Ontology annotation, biological process: cell wall modification. The transcript is spliced from 3 exons. The coding region runs from base 565 to 2256 and encodes 563 amino acids. The record is from RefSeq and is a predicted model, not a curated record.